GUUUGUUAGCAUCUUGGGGCCUCAUUCUCUCGCUUCUUACGCGUGUUUUUCUUUCGCAGCUUCCAUGAGAGGGGGCGAGGAGGAGCAGUACCCGUCCGCACCCCCUCUCAGCCGGCCGGCACGACCGGCCCCACGAGCGAAGACGGCGGAGCGGGAGGCACCUCUGGCUCUCUCAGACUAGCCUCAUUCAGCGAUGCCCUCGGUCGCCUAAGCGCAACGUCUCCGUGUGCAACGGCCGCAUUGCGCUCAGUGUGUGUGUGUGUCUCUCCCAGCCUUGUUCGGAACGUGUUUCCUAUCGUCGCUCCUAAUUGCGAUCGAAUUGGCGCGGUUCCGCAGCCUGUACCGAGAGUGCCGUGUACCAGGACUACCACUCCCGAUAACCUCCAGCAGAAAGGAAGAAAAAAACCAGCAAAGAUGGACAGCCGGGUCGCCUAGCCGCGGCUUUCGAAGCGCGCCUGUGGUUCUAUCCUGUAUUUGGUGGCAUAUUCGCGUCGACGGCCUCUCCGGCCGGCUGUGCUAGCUUUGUGUUAAGGCUUUUUCCCCGUGUGAUUCGAGCAAGAGUGGCAAGAUGCAACGCGGCGGGCCAGUUAUGGCGGCGCCUGCUCCCGUGUCCGUGGUGGUGAACGGUUCCCCGGUUGCCCUCGAAGCGACCGAGCUGAGUGUGAGCCCGACGCCGACGAGUCCCGUGCCCCACGUGGUCCGCGUGUCCGUGGUCCCGGCUUCGACGGCGGUGUCGCCCCAGUCUCCCGCGCCGACGGCGCCGACGGCGACGGAAGCCGACGAGCGUAGCAGCAGCGGCGCGUCGAGCGGCACAGGUAGCGACGACGAGGCGCCGUACGACAGCGACUCCGGCGCCGAGAUGAAGUUCCACCUGCGCGAACUCGAGGAUACCCCGUCGUCGUCGCCGGACGGCAGCGGCGUCAGCUGCGGCCGUCCGCUGGACGUCGAGAAGGCCAUCCUGUCCCGCCAGGGCACGGUGCGGGGAGUGCGCAACUUGGUCAGGGCCUCCAUCAAGUGUAUCGCUGACUGCCAAGAGGGCAAGCGCAACUACGUUCGUGAGGAGGAAGGCCGCGUGGUUCUCUACACGACCUCGAUGGGCGUCAUCAGGCAGACGUGGGAGCAGUGCCGGCGCGUGCGCAACACGCUGCAGACGCUGCUGGUGCGCUUCGAGGAGCGCGACGUCUUCAUGAACCGCACGCACCAGAAGGAGCUCAUGGAUCGCACGGGACUGCGGCACGUCGUCGUCCCACAGCUGUUCGUCGAGGGACACCACCUGGGCGGAGCGGAAACAGUGGAGCGCCUGAAUGAAACCGGUCAGCUCAGGCAGAUGCUCAAACCGUACAAGAAAAGCAGCGUGGGAGGCACGUGUACCAUGUGCGGAGGCUACCAGUAUCUGCCGUGCCCCGUCUGCGGCGGCAGCAAGAAGUCUGCGCAGCACAGGCACCGCUUCUCCUCCUCCGUCAUCUUCCUCAGGUGCCUCAACUGCGACGAGGGUGGCCUGGUGCGGUGCCAGCUGUGCAUCAACGGCGACAGUUGAGCGCCCUCGAUUGUGAGCGCCCUCCUCGCGACGGCUCGUGCGUCGCCUCGACUCGCCGAGAUGCGCAGUCCCGAGUUAACCACGUGGGACAAGCGGCAGCUUCGAGCUCCGGAGACGGUUGCUUUGCACCACUGAGAGAGACUGCCAGUGGUGUCGGUGUGUCGUAGUUUCGUGAGCCACGAGCCUUUACACGCUUCACGGACGGACAGCGUUUGUCGGAAGGAAAAGGGGCAGAAGACAGCGCAAACCGACGAGCAACGCGGCGACCUUGAGCGCACCUGUGGAGGUCGUUGUUUCUUGCUGAAACGCGGUUCCACGGCUACCCAAUGCGUGUCCGACCUCUAUACGGCUGACGUUUCUCACUCAGCUUGUCGGAUGGCUGGAGGCCCUGACGGACUUUCAACACAGCGUCUCACGAAUGACACCGGUGUCGAGUGUUCCAUCGCCAACCGCGGCAGCCUGCGCAUUCUCUGCUUGAGGAAAUGAAGGAUCAGUGACCGGACAAACUCAACUGAGAGCUGAGGAACUUGCUCUUUUGUUGUGCUUUGAUGAUUAUUCCCUUUUCUUUUUUUUUUUAAUUUUUGCCGGUGAUGGCGUUCUUUAGGUCGUGACGUGAGCAGUCGUGAAUGCGUGGUCUCAAUUUUGGCACAUGGCAGAACAUUGUUGAUACGACAUCGGUGAUGUUUUGAGAACUGCAAGCAAGCUACUGCAACGCGUGCUCAUCAGUUGGCUUUGCCGUCGAAGACGUCGAUGUUACUACUUUAUUGCUCAGCCCAACGGCGAAAGUCCUUGUGUCAAGCAGCACGGUGACACUCCGACUGAGAAAAAGCAGUCGGCGCGAAAGUCACACUGGUCCAAGUGCUGUAUAUAAUCUAAGCUAUAUAGGAUAGGCUUCGUAUACCUCACAUUACUUAACCAAGCCUAUACUGCAUGCUUUUUCUGCGCCAUCUGCUGGUGUUAAUGAAGAGCCGAAGUUUUUUUGUCAUCUUAUGCAGCGUUUCACUGGUUCUUUCACCGCUGCUUAAGCCCUGAGAGUAGCAUCUGCUGUGUAUUUUAUAAGUGGAAUAACUUGCACGUGUAAUCGCACCGAAAGGAAAGUACGAGAAAUGACGAGGGAAACGCUUGUCCGCGGUUCAGUUGAUGGUUCAGUUGAUAACAUUAAGCGUUGCUCCAAAGUCAACUUGUCAGGUUACCUCACUUGUUCGUAAGCAUGGGUACCACGCUAUAGAUACACCGGAGCAGUAACGAUGCUUCACGAUUAGUACCGUAUAUAGCCCUAAGUAACAGAAAAGACCAGUAAUAUCUAACUCUUCCUGCUGCAAUUAUUUCUUCAUUUAACAAGAAACAAUAAGCAAGGUUAAUUUGCACCGAACAUGCUUGAUAAUGUGCGCGCCCACCGCGCGAAGUGAAGAUAAGUUUCUAAUGGCCAGUAUAGGUCGCGUACGAACUGCUACGAGUACUUUAUUGGUUUAUUCCAUAGAUAGCGAUAACGCAGAGAGAUCUCAUACACAUCCGUGGAACUUCUAUCUGCCUGUCACGUAGAAAUCCCGCUAUUCUCAUGCCUUUUUAGCGAGUUCUCCGUGGCCAAAUGGUGUUUCUAACUUCCACUGUUAACUCUACCUUCGGAGGCCUUUUUUAUGUGCGCGCGCAAGAUUUAGAGUCACUCCUUAGUAUAGAGCUCUGACAUCAAAGAGGUAAUGUAUUUUUUCACUGGAGUUGCCCAUAAUGGUCGCUGUGGGUUAUUCGAAUAACCGUCUAUUCAGCGGGUUCGAGUGCGGCCUUGAGAUUUCUGCGAUCUAGGUUUAUUGAGAGGAAAGGGGGCGUAGAAAGCGGAGGUUUAUUCGUGCUUGGAGCUUCUGAACACGCCAUCAACUUCCGUUGAGUGGUAUUAAUUAUCGCAGUUUGGGUAUACGGUGGGUGCCUGUUGACGCAAACUUGGCUUGGGAUUUACGUCGCGAAGAUUGUGUGAGUGCGACUUAAUUACAUUGCUCAACUCAAGUGACCGGGCGGUGGCGAUGUUUCAGUUGAAAGUGCCUGUGAAAAAUUGCUCGUUAUCGAAGGCCGCAGUGCUACUUCAGCGCAUUGCAACCCGGCUUGUGUGUGUGACGUCUUACGUGUCCGAGUGUGUAAUGUUAGUGCGUGUGUGAGUGUGCGCCGAACUUGGGUUCUUACAAACUAAUCAGAGUGCGGGAUGUGGCCCUGACGGAAUGGACAAACUUUGCGCCCCCUUGUGACUGUGGUGUGAAAGAUACGCAAACCGCGACUUCGUCGCACUUGGAUAGUUUGGAUGCCAUUUGAAGUCAGGUUAACUACCUUUGUGGGCUGUGUUUUUGCUUCGGUCGAUUUCUUAAUCGAGUACAACGUUCGUGGAACAGCUCGCUUUUAAUUCAUAUCUGGCGGCAUAGUGCACAAAGCUAUGUCGUUUUCGCGGUACCAAUUAAAAAAUUAUUUCUUCUCUUUCAUUUGCCUUACGUCAUUUACUUGUAGUAGCGCAGAAAUUUCAACCUCCUUAUGGCGCUAACAUGCAUCAUCCCUUUGGUUUUGAAGUGCUCUUUACUUGCCAGCGUGCCUUCAUCACCGUUACUGCCAAUGCUGCCCCGUGGAAUGCUGACUUAUGUUUGAGGAUUGCGUUACGUCAAAUUGUGACAAACAUUUUAAAAGUUUUUCUAACUUUUUUUUUGACAAGUGUUUGUCAUACGCUUUCGUUUGAGAAAUGUACCGGAGCAGGUGCGAAUCAAAUGUCAGAAAUGCCCAAGAAGUCACUGUCUUUAUUGUAUUGCAUAGCCGAUUUCGUCGGACGGUUGCGCAAUUCCCAAGUUCUCGGUGGGAUAUAUACUGUAGCGGAAAACACUGCAAAGAGUUUAUCCUCGAUUUUCAUAGCGUUCAGGAUCAUUUCGUACGCAGUGUGUAAUGUCGCGUGCUCUUUGCUGUUAUGAGUACAAGAUUCACUAUUAAAGGCGCUGGCUGCGAAACUUCC
Molecule: messenger RNA, 4514 nt
Organism: Dermacentor silvarum
Lineage: Eukaryota; Metazoa; Arthropoda; Arachnida; Ixodida; Ixodidae
Product: glutaredoxin domain-containing cysteine-rich protein CG31559
Exons: 4
Coding region: 569-1537 (322 amino acids)
Biological process (GO): sensory perception of sound
Source: RefSeq, a predicted model, not a curated record